AUGUUAGCAGUGGUGGCCGCCACAGCCUGCCAGCAAAUGCACUCCAACGCGCCCCAAGGCCCCGCUGGUGCCAGGCUGUCGCUGCAGCAAUUCACCGACCAAGCGAACAUCCGUCCACUGACAAGCAACAGCAGCAUCGAGCAGAGAGAGGCAGCUCCGGGCAUGGUUGAUUCGGAAGCUCCCCAAGACCUACGUCUGCGGGAACGCCAAACGAUCCCGCGGACCAAGAACGCUCUCGCCGUGGCGGACCAAAUCAGCCAGAUUUUCUCCGACCAACCUGCUAUUCCGCAGCUCCCAGACCCUCCUAGCAGCGAUACGUCCCGUCCUGUGCCAAGCUCUUCACAGCAGCCCGUUAUUUCAGGUGUCGGUCCUUCGUCCUCCAACGUACGGACCGCCCCUCAAGAUAUCGAAAGAUUGUCGUCACCAUCGCAUCGCUUGUCUCCGGCACAGACACUGGGCCGAAGACAGAGGUCAACAUUUGAAGAGCCGGAGGACGGGGGAGGAAACGCCCUCGCUUCAGAAGCCGACGCUUCCCGACCCGCUACUAAGAGACAGCGCCGCGACAGCAUGUUGACUGACCACAACAACCACGCAUCUUCGAGUCACGCCUCACGCCCCGUGACUAACGGAACACACGCUGUGGGGAACGGUUUUCGGGAUACUGCAGACUCAUUCGGACACUCGGGAACCGCCGCCACUAUGCAGAAUACUACGCUUAAUGGGAGCAGCAACUCGGCGGCCGGACGGUUGCCUGACUACUUUGGCCACAGUCGGGAAGAGGUUACUCGGAUCCUGAUCCAGGCCUUGGAUGACUUAGGAUAUACAGAGGCUGCAGAGAAGGUGGCUCAUGAGAGCGGUUUCAGUGUGGAGAGCGGAGAUGUGGCUGCCUUCCGGCAUGCUGUACUCAGCGGCGACUGGCAGCGCGCCGAACAGUUGCUUUGCGGGAGCGGUUCAAACGGAAGCGGGAUUGUGCUGGCUCCUGGGGCAGAUCGGACAGCUAUGAAGUUCGAACUUAGGCAGCAGAAGUUCCUCGAGCACCUCGAGCGAGGCGAGAAACAAAAGGCACUUGCUGUGCUCCGCCUAGAGUUGACCCCCAUCUGUCACAACCGGCCUCAGAUCAUCCAGGCUCUGUCCCGUUACCUUAUGACCUCUGGGCCUGAGGAUCUCAGGAACAAGGCAAACUGGGAUGGUGCAAAUGGAAGAUCCAGGCAUAUCUUGCUGUCGAAGCUCAGAGAAUCCAUCUCCCCUUCGUCUAUGCUUCCCGAGCAUAGGCUCGCCGUGCUUCUGGACUGCGUGAAGCAAAGUCAGAUAGAUAACUGCCUUUACCACACUAGCAACGAGCAGCCGUCGCUGUACGUGGAUCACUUUUGCGAUAGGAGCCGGUUUCCCACGGAGGUUUUGGUCGAGCUUUCCAAGCCCGCAUCGGAAGCGACGUCUCGACAGGCUGAAGAGGUCUGGCAGAUCCGGUUCUCCCCUGAUGGCAAGCGGCUUGCCAGCUGCGGAACGGAAAAGGCCAUCAACAUCUGGGAUGUGGAGCGUUUUACGCUCGUAACACAGCUAGAGGGGCAUGCCAAGGCGGGUAUCGGUGAUGUUGCGUGGAGUCCUGAUGGAAAGUAUUUGGUGAGCUGCGGCUUCGACCGUUCGUGGAAGCUUUGGGACACGAAUACGGGCGAGUGCCUGAAAGUUGCCGACACAUUUGAGGAGCCUGUCAGCAGCUGUGUAUGGACCGACGAUGGCCAAACUUUUGUCACUGGGUCUCUCGACAAGGCCAAGCCUCUAUGCACCUGGGACAUUCAGGGUAACUGUCUGCAUACAUGGACCAAGUCACACCGGACUUGUGAUAUUGCGCUCUCUCCUGACCAACACUGGCUAGUUGCUAUGACCGAGCAAAAACAGCUGCACGUCUACAACUUUGCCACGCGUUCGCACGUCUACGAGCUGUCGUUGACCAAUCGGCCGACGUCGAUCAGCAUCAGCGCUGACUCACGGCAUAUGCUGGUCAACAAGACUGAUCACGAGGCUGUUCUGAUCGAUAUUGAGACCCGCGAGACGGUUCAGAAGUAUACGGGCCAGAAGGGUGGGCAGUAUACGAUCCGGAGUGACUUUGGUGGUGCGAACGAGAACUUUGUUAUCUGUGGCAGUGACGACGGACACGUAUUCGUCUGGCACAAGAUUACAGGGACACUCGUUCAUGAAGCUGAAGCGCAUCAGCCUCGUUGCAACGCCGUGGCGUGGCACCCUACAGAUCCGUGCAUGUUUGCAACUUGCGGUGACGAUAAUAGAGUCAAGAUCUGGUCGUACAAGGAUCGGGCCAAGAUGCUACCGGGAACGAGCCGGCAGAGCAAUGGAGUCUCCGACAUUCGCAGCCUUUUAGGUCCCGAGAUGUGGGCUUAG
Molecule: messenger RNA, 2394 nt
Organism: Thermochaetoides thermophila DSM 1495
Lineage: Eukaryota; Fungi; Ascomycota; Sordariomycetes; Sordariales; Chaetomiaceae
Exons: 6
Coding region: 1-2394 (797 amino acids)
Biological process (GO): proteasome-mediated ubiquitin-dependent protein catabolic process
Cellular component (GO): GID complex
Molecular function (GO): protein binding
Source: RefSeq, a predicted model, not a curated record